AACCCACUGACAACUCCAAAGCCGGACAUUGUUGUUGGACUCGCCCGACGUUCGUUCAGCGAAGUACACCAAGCGCUGCUCGGGGAGUGGCAAGACAAGGCAAAGCUACUGAGCGAGCCGCAACUUGUACAGCACGGUCUCCAUUUCCCGUUCCUCCUGGUGGAAGCAAAAGGCUUGGCAACAAGUGGGAACAUGAUGGGCGCCGAGAACCAGGCUGCGGUAGGUGGAGCGUGUGCGAUCAACAUUCUGAGAACACUACAAAACCUGGAGCCUCACUUUCCGCUUGCGCAUAUUAUCUUCAGUGUCUCGACCGAAGGACCACUUCAUCAACUUGGCAUUCAUUAUAUCGUGGGUGGUCAGUAUCAUAUGAUGGUGCGUCGAGCUUGGAGGACAACUCUGGGUCGUGAUUGUACGGAAUUUGUUGUCGCGCUUGCGCGCAUCAUACAAUGGGGUGGUGACCAGUACAGGAACGAGAUCACAGCAAGCCUGCAGCGC
This is a messenger RNA of Didymella exigua CBS 183.55, 495 nucleotides long. RefSeq lists its product as uncharacterized. The record is from RefSeq and is a predicted model, not a curated record. The transcript has a single exon. NCBI's taxonomy places the organism in Eukaryota, Fungi, Ascomycota, Dothideomycetes, Pleosporales, Didymellaceae. The annotation marks the transcript as partial.